AUGCCGUCCACCGACACGACCACGUCCACGUCGCACUUCGAGAUUCUCCCCGCGGGCCUGCCCCCGUCGGGUUCCCGCGCGUCGGUCCCGGCGUCCGCGAAGGACGACCCUCGAUGGGCGCGUCGCGCGGCCGAGGCGCUCGCGUCCUCGUCCGGCGCCGACAUCGCGCGGGUGCAGGCGACGCUCCAGGAGCUGCGGAAGUGCCAGGAGGCGGUGUCAGAACAGCUCGGGGAGACCAGGGAGGCGGUGCUGUGGCUGCAGAGGCUCGAGGUGGUGGAGCAGCAGAUGAUCCUCAUCCCAGACUACCAGGUGAAGGCUCGGAAGCUCGCGCACGACAUGAAAAACGUGGAGGAGCGGCUGCUGAAGGCGAAGAAACGGGCGGAGAAGCUCAUCGGACACGAGCUACCGAGCCACCCCGAGGAGGACGAAUAGCGCGUGAACGUGUAGGUCAUCAACAGAGGCGUCGUGUAUGUAUUCACAGGGAUGAAUCGAUGUAAUAGAAUAGAGCCCUCGCGGAGCCUCCUCGUUUAGGGCUCCUCUCGGACGAUGUUGCAGCC
Micromonas commoda is the source of this 557-nucleotide messenger RNA. RefSeq lists its product with no specific name. The transcript has a single exon. NCBI's taxonomy places the organism in Eukaryota, Viridiplantae, Chlorophyta, Mamiellophyceae, Mamiellales, Mamiellaceae. The record is from RefSeq and is a predicted model, not a curated record. Bases 1 to 432 code for a protein of 143 amino acids.